AUGCGCAGAGAAGACACAAGUGCUUCACCAUCGGCCGCAGAGGCUCGCAUCAAGCAAGAAAUUCCCGACGCUUCCAGAUCACAAGCUUAUGCCCUUUCGGCCUUCACCAGUGCCAACCCUGUAGCCGCACCGAGGCAAUAUCGUCCAGGCCAAGCGCAGGUGAACCAUCUCAUCCAGCUUCAUGCGGGACAUCAACGACAGUCAGCUUCUGUCGGCGAUGUGCUCCGCGCAUCUCUCCACUCCCUCGAGACCCGUGUGGGCAUUCUCUCCGCUGGUGCAGUUCGCGCCAACACGCUCAAGAGGUGGACCAAGUGCACUGGCGCCGUUCCCGCAGACACGCUCAGGAGGUGGAUCAAGUGCGUCCUGCACAUCGCCAAGGAUGAGAUCAUCGGCCAGGCAAGCAUCGGUACAGGCCGAAACCCCGAGGCGUUCAACGGCAAGGCUCUUGACGGCUCCGAUGGGCUCAAGGCGGUGCUGAUGGGCAACACCCACCCCACCCUGGUGGGCAAGCUCAAGCUCAACCGCUUCUCUCGUUCAAUCGAGUUCUACGGCCCAGAGGAGAUGGUCAUCGUCGCGAAACAGAUCGACGAGAAGAUCCUCGCCCAGCCCAGCCACGCGUCGACCUGGGUCCAGAGCAAGGCCCAGCACCAGCUUCUCCUCUCAGUUGGAGGACGCACGUGCACGGUGGCCGUGGCCGGCCAAGACGGUGUUGCGGCCGAGCUCGACGAAUUCAGCCACGACGACGAUGACGACGACGAGUUCAGCGCCGGUGCCUACAUCCGAGAAAAGGAUGGCCAAACUCAGCCUGGCCAGUCAGGCAUGUCGACGGAGCUACACGUUCCGGCAGCUCAACGCGCUGAAGACCUCCAGUUGGAGGCAGCAUCGUCUCUCUUGCCGCUGCUGAUCAAGCGCGGCACCCUCCACACGACAACGGCCGACGGCCAAGUCGUGUUCUUCAGCGACCUCGACCACUUCCUUCAGUCCAAGGCGCGUUCAUUCCGUGGUGGCGGCGACGAGCCUCUCUUCCGGGAGUUCUCCGGCGAUAGCUCGUUCACGGAGUUGGUAGCCACCCAGAGCAACCUGAAGGCGCGACUCGACUCCCUCGCUUUGGAAGCGGGGCUCCCAGCUCCCCGGCCGUACAACUGGCGCAAUUACGUCGGUGAUGCCGUGCGCGUGGUCUUCGACGAGGUCGCGCAGAAGGCCGCUCUGCACCACGGCCUCAAGUCCAACACUGCGCUCCGACUACUCCCGGGGGGCCCGAGCGGUUCCAGUGACGCGAGCCGCGCACGUCGAACCGACUGGCAUGACCGCUGCCGAUCGCGAACGCUUGAAGAAGCGCCAGGAGGACCUCCGACGGGAGACAACUCCGGCCAUCUCGGCUCUCGUGCACCAGGCGCGUCAUGGCUCGGCACUUCCCGGCGAGUUCAUGCCGACGAAGGAGGAGGAGUCCGCUCUCGACCGUGA
Molecule: messenger RNA, 1464 nt
Organism: Trichosporon asahii var. asahii CBS 2479
Lineage: Eukaryota; Fungi; Basidiomycota; Tremellomycetes; Trichosporonales; Trichosporonaceae
Exons: 4
Coding region: 1-1464 (487 amino acids)
Source: RefSeq, a predicted model, not a curated record